CUGAGUUCUGCCACCAUGAAGGUCAAGGUCAUCCCCGUGCUGGAGGACAACUACAUGUACCUGGUCAUCGAGGAGCACACGCGGGAGGCUGUGGCCGUGGACGUGGCCGUGCCCAAGAGGCUGCUGGAGGUCGUGGCCCGGGAGGGGGUAUCUCUAACCACGGUGCUGACCACCCACCACCACUGGGACCACGCGAGGGGAAACUCGGAGCUGGCGCGGCUGCGGCCGGGGCUGGCCGUGCUGGGCGCCGACGAGCGCAUUUGCGCGCUGACCCGCAGGCUGGCUCACGGCGAGGAGCUGCGGUUUGGGGCCAUCCACGUGCGCUGCCUCCUGACGCCCGGCCAUACCUCGGGCCACAUGAGCUACUUCUUGUGGGAGGACGAAUGCCAGGACCCACCCACUCUGUUUUCGGGGGACGUGCUGUCGGUGGCCGGCUGCGGCUCGCGCCUGGAGGGGACCGCUCAGCAGAUGUACCAGAGCCUGGUUGAGACUCUGGGCAACCUACCCCCCGAGACGAAGGUGUUCUGUGGCCACGAGCACACACUCAGCAACCUCGAGUUUGCACAGAAAGUGGAGCCCUGCAACGACCACGUGAGAACCAAGCUGUCCUGGGCCCAGAAGAGGGAUGAGGACGACGUGCCCACAGUGCCUUCGACCCUGGGCGAGGAGCUCCUCUACAACCCAUUCCUGAGGGUGGCAGAGGAGCCAGUGCGCCAGUUCACUGGCAGAACAGUCCCGGCUGAGGUCCUGGAGGCACUCUGCAGUGAGCGGGCAAGCUUCGAGCAGGUGGCCAAAGUGCUGCAGCCACAGGCUCGGGCACUCCUGGCGCUGCAGCGGGGGCUCCUGGGCUCACCUCAACAGAAGUGAGCCCCAUGUGGGGAGUCUCCACCUCCAUCCUCCUGCGACCCUUGGGCCUGCCCCCGGGGCACUGUCCAGCUGGCCACCCAGCUUUGGAGGGUCAGCAAGCAGACCCUUUGCCUUGGGCGCUUCCUGGGAGGGAACACGCAGGGCAGAACCUCCUCGUGGGGGCCCUGAGAGCCAGGCGUCGAGGAAGCAGCUUAGUGGGUGCACAGGGUAUGUGGACGGUGAAUAAAGCUUUGAGAGACCCUUCUCAACGUCA
Molecule: messenger RNA, 1120 nt
Organism: Galeopterus variegatus (Sunda flying lemur)
Lineage: Eukaryota; Metazoa; Chordata; Mammalia; Dermoptera; Cynocephalidae
Gene: HAGHL
Product: hydroxyacylglutathione hydrolase-like
Exons: 8
Coding region: 16-867 (283 amino acids)
Molecular function (GO): hydroxyacylglutathione hydrolase activity
Source: RefSeq, a predicted model, not a curated record